This is a messenger RNA of Macrosiphum euphorbiae (potato aphid), 1173 nucleotides long. Lineage: Eukaryota; Metazoa; Arthropoda; Insecta; Hemiptera; Aphididae. The record is from the annotation of a GenBank genome assembly.
AUGAUCGGCGUGUUCAGCACGGUCGUCAGCCAAUCCCGACUGGGUCGGAUCAAGCUGGUGAUCAUCGACAACCCGGCGUUCCGCGUCCACUACCGGCUGACGUUCGCCAUGCUGCUGGCGUGCACCACGCUUGUGUGCAGCCGUCAGUACAUCGGAGAGCACAUCCGGUGCAUCGCCACCGGCGUACCCAACAACGUCGUCAACACGUACUGCUUCUUUACCGCCACGUACACGGUGCCCGACACCAACCACUCGGCGCACCCGGGCGUCGGCCCCGUGCACUGGGACUCUCGCACCGUCCGCCACUCGUACUACCAGUGGGUGCCGUUCGUGCUGUUCGGUCAGGCCUUGCUGUUCUAUUUGCCGCAUCUCAUAUGGCGCACGUACGAAUCGGGCACCAUCGCGCUGCUCGUCAACGGGCUGCAGCGGUUGUACCUUAGGGUGGAAGGUGACAAGGACGUAUCAGUGCCCGGUAACAGGAACAUACCGUCCGAGGCAACCAGGUGGUCGAAGAUGCGCGACGUCAUGAACCACCUGGACACGGUCACCCGGUUCCGGUUGAACCGCAACUGGGCCGCGGUGCUCAUCGGGUGCGAGGUGCUUAACCUGGUCAACGUCUUGCUCCAGAUGAAGAUCAUGGACAAGUUCCUUGGUGGCCAGUUCUACGGGUAUGGGCUGCACGCGUUCGACGACGACGACAACAGGUUGUUCGACCGGGUGUUUCCCAAGAUGACCAAGUGCGACUUCCACAAGUUCGGGCCGUCCGGCACCAUGCAGACGCAUGACGCCAUGUGCGUGAUGGCGCUCAACAUCAUCAACGAGAAGAUCUACGCCGUCCUGUGGUUCUGGUUCGUACUCAUCCUUCUGCCCGUCAGCGUAUCCGCGCUCCUUUGGCGCGUCGCUCAGUACAUGCUCCACUCACGUGAGUCUUUCAACCGGAUUCUGCUGCGCGAGGCGUCCCCUGGUGCCCGCCUCGACCCCGUUGACCUGGCCGUCAUCGCCAGGCAGACCACUUACUCCGACUGGCUGUUCAUGUACUACCUGUCCGGCAACAUGGACGGCAUCGUCUUCAGGGACCUGUUGCACAGUUUUGCCACCGGACUCCGCAAGGAACCAGGUUCGCAGGAUAGCGACGACGACGACACGGCGCCACUGGGCAAGGCAAUCAUCUGA